Molecule: messenger RNA, 1255 nt
Organism: Acanthoscelides obtectus
Lineage: Eukaryota; Metazoa; Arthropoda; Insecta; Coleoptera; Chrysomelidae
Source: the annotation of a GenBank genome assembly
UGGCGCGAAAUGUCAUCUUGAUAUUUCAAUAGUUGAAGCAGCCGAUAGCAUGAACAUAACGUUAUUUUGUCUUCCAAGUAACACGUCUCAUGAGUUGCAGCCCAUGGACAAAUCCGUUUUCAGAAGCUUUGAAACAUUUUGGGAUCAAGAAGUUCUGCACUUUCUAACAACUAACCCUGGCAAGACCUUGACUAAAAUUAGAUUUGGAGAAAUUUUCACGACUGUUUGGUUGAAGGCAAUGACACCAUCAAACAUAAUUUCUGGGUUUAGAGCCACAGGGAUAUACCCAUUCAGGCCGGAUGCACUACCUGAGUCUGCUUACGCACCAAGUGCAAUUUCUCACAGAGAAGAGGAUAAAGAAAAUCGUGAACUCGGUUUUCAAAAUACUGUAGCCAGGACCGAGAGUUCCGAAUCAUCCGCAUCGAUGAAUAAUGUAUCUAAGGCAAGUACAAGUGGGAAUAAAGGACUGUUACAAAACAAGAAAGCAAAAAAAAUAUAUCGUGAAGCAUAUUCUUCAGAUAGCGAGCCAUUAUCGGACUUUAGUCUACAUGAUGAUACAUCCGCUAACACUUCUAGUGAAGAUGAACCCUUGGCUACUUGGAAACACCAAAAUAUCAACGUGGACAGAUUAAACGAAUGCCAUAAGCAAAGCUCAUUUUCCGUAAAAAAUAAACCGCCAAACACUUCUUUUGAUAGCGAUGAUGAAGUUCCACUCAUACUUCUCAAAAAUAGAGAGAAUAUUGUCUCUAAAACAGCCAUAAGCUCACCUCCAGACAAUUCAUUCACGGCUACAGGAUUACUAAUUACUCCCGAAAUCAAAGUACCCACGACAAAAAGAAAGCCUGCAUUGAACAGUAAAGCUCAAAAGCUUGCAUAGGAUUGACCAAAGAAGAUAAAGAAAUAUUUAUUUGUCCCUGUUGUAGUUGAAAAUUUUUCAAGUACCUACCAUUUUCAUCUACGAUUUUGAGUUUUAAAGUUUUAUUUUAUGUUAUUUUUCAAUAUUUUGUUAAUUUUACUGAAUGUUUUUAAUGUUCAUACUAUCUGGCAAUAAUAGGAGCACUGGUAAGCUUAAUAUUGUCACCAGAUAUUCUAAUAAAGAACUACGAUAAGUCCAUUUGUAUUCAUCCUAUUGAAAUGCCUGAAACAUAUGUUAUAGAAAAUAUAUUUCUCUGUGUAUAUCUCAGUUUUUAUUCCGUUACUGUGAAAAAUGAAAAUUAUUUAUGGCAAUAACUCUUAAGGUGGCAAUAUUUGGUAC